Molecule: messenger RNA, 1517 nt
Organism: Lepus europaeus (European hare)
Lineage: Eukaryota; Metazoa; Chordata; Mammalia; Lagomorpha; Leporidae
Gene: SLC25A48
Product: solute carrier family 25 member 48
Exons: 8
Coding region: 1-927 (308 amino acids)
Biological process (GO): transmembrane transport
Cellular component (GO): mitochondrion
Molecular function (GO): transmembrane transporter activity
Source: RefSeq, a predicted model, not a curated record
AUGGGCAGCUUCCAGCUGGAAGACUUCGCGGCGGGCUGGGUCGGGGGUGCUGCCAGCGUCAUCGUCGGCUACCCUCUGGACACCGUCAAGACUCGCCUGCAGGCCGGCGUCGGCUACAGGGGCACCCUCCACUGCAUCCGAACGGUGUACAGCAGGGAGAGCGUCUUCGGCUUCUUCAAGGGCAUGUCCUUCCCCCUGGCCAGCAUCGCCGUCUAUAACUCAGUGGUGUUUGGGGUGUUCAGCAACACGCAGAGACUCCUGGGGCGGCACCGCUGUGGGGAGCCCGAGGACAGCCCGCCCCGCAGCCUGUCUGACCUGCUCCUGGCCAGCAUGGUGGCCGGUGUGGUCUCAGUGGGCCUGGGCGGGCCCGUGGACCUCAUCAAGAUCCGGCUGCAGAUGCAAACACAGCCAUUUCAGGAAGCCAAGCUGUCCAGGACGGUGGCCCUUGGGGAGCAGCCGGCGUACCAGGGCCCCGUGCACUGCUUUGCCACCAUCAUGCGGACUGAGGGCCUGGCUGGGCUGUAUCGGGGGGCCAGCGCCAUGUUGCUGAGGGACGUCCCUGGCUACUGCCUCUACUUUAUCCCCUACGUGCUCCUGAGCGAGUGGAUCACGCCCGAGGCCUGUGCCAGCCCCAGCCCUUGCGCUGUGUGGCUGGCGGGCGGCGUGGCAGGAGCAAUUUCUUGGGGGACAGCAACUCCCAUGGAUGUUGUGAAAAGUCGACUCCAGGCAGACGGGGUGUAUUUAAACAAAUACAAAGGUGUCCUGGACUGUAUCUGUCAGAGUUACCAGCAGGAGGGUCUGAAAGUGUUUUUCAGGGGCAUCACUGUGAACGCGGUGCGGGGCUUCCCCAUGAGCGCGGCCAUGUUCCUCGGCUACGAGCUCUCACUGCAGGCACUCCGCGGGGACCACGCCGUGACCAGCCCGUGAGCACCAGGGCUGGUGUCCCCUGACCUGGGCCUCGCUCCACAACAGCUCGACGCCCCAGAAGCUGUGGCGAGAAUGAUGGGCUCCACCCGCAGUGCUCUUCGCCUGGUGGGCCCUCUGCUCGCUGCCGUCCCAAGCACUCUGCUGCCCGCCCGGCUGGCUCCGGGUAUGGCCUUGGAAGGAACCUGGGCCCAUGGGCCAAUGGUUCGCCGUCUGGCUCGGCUCUCGACAGCACCUGGUAAAAAAGAGGGUCACAUAGACCCUGAGUCCCUGACGCUUGUAUAUUCCUGGGGGCGCUGACGUUGCCGCGAAGUUUCCGAAUAAAGGAGUGGAAAUCCUCUCUGGGUUGUUCCUGAAUGUGCUGCCCUUGCCUGUCUUCCCUGGCAGCUCUUCCCGGGGGAGGAGAGGGGCUGCCCUGGGCCACAGUCCUCGCUCUCGCUCUCUGGUGCCCGCAGUCAUGACUGUGUGACCCUGUGUUUUCCUGCCACUGAAGCCCCCCUACAUUGUUCACUCCCCGGGGACAGCGCCGAUGAGCUGGGACAGCAUCCCAGAGUGUCGGGCCCCUGGCCAGCCCCACAUGGGGCAGGGAGAAG